Molecule: messenger RNA, 540 nt
Organism: Fonsecaea pedrosoi CBS 271.37
Lineage: Eukaryota; Fungi; Ascomycota; Eurotiomycetes; Chaetothyriales; Herpotrichiellaceae
Exons: 2
Coding region: 1-540 (179 amino acids)
Source: RefSeq, a predicted model, not a curated record
AUGCAGCGGGUGGUGCUUUCCGGCGCUGCGAUGCUUUUACGUGCUGCCAUCGUAUUCCGUCUCGAGAGGUUAUUCUGGCAAAUGACGAGAGUCCUGAUCUAUUCAGGCGCCACAUAUCUUGUGCGAGAUCUCAAGGAAAUGAGCAACUCUGAAAACAUCAGUGCAGUCAUGGUGGAAUGCAUUGGAAGAGAGACAGCCAAAAAGUCUCUGACCUGUCAAUCCGAACAAUUGAAGUUUCACGAGCUUACACUCUAUGCGGAGACGACAAAUGUGCAGACGGUGUAUUUGAUGGUGUGCAAGGCGCGAGAGAUGGCUGCAACCCUCAUCAGCAAAAACAUCACCUGGAAGAGUCUUCAAGACGAAGCAUGCGUUGGCGAUCGUGCAUACUGCAAACGAGACUUCGCCGAAGAGCUGCGGAAGGCUGUCAACGACUUCAUCGGAAACAUGCCGGGCAUCUGCCUCGGAUGUUUCCUGAGCAAACGCGAAGGGUGCCUCAGCACCAGCGAGGAUUGUACUCAAUGUACGCGAACGACCGGAUGA